CGUAGUCCCACUACCACGGAUGUUUUUCACCCCUCGCCCCCUGCACCCCCACCGUGUAGAGAUGGUUAUCUCCAGCCCACAUAAGAAACAACUGGCCAAGCUGCAUACGGCUGCUGCACUGAGGAAACAAACUCUCGUCACCUUUUGCCCAGCAGAGACAAGCUUGGCCUGGGCCACUUCCUUCUCAGCUGUGUACGAGCUCCUGCGCCUCUAGCCCAGAAUGGAGGUGCUCUACACCACGCUGGAGCUGCUGGUGGCGGUUCUGUGCUGCGUGGGCAACGUGCUGGUGAUCUGGGGCGUGAAGCUGACCUGCUCGCUUCAGCAGCCCACCUUCUGCUUUGUGGUGUCCUUGGCGUUGGCUGAUUUCCUGGUCGGUGCCGUUGCCAUCCCCAUGGCCUUGGUGCUGGAUGACGGUCUACAAAUCUCCUUUGAUGGAUGUCUGUUCAUCUCCUGCUUGGUGCUGGUACUGACCCAGAGCUCCGUCCUGGCCUUGCUGGCUAUUGCCGUGGACCGUUACCUGCGUGUGCAGAUCGCCUUCAGGUACAAGACGUUCGCUACCCAGUCACGCACUUGGGCCGCCGUGACCGCAUCCUGGGUCUUGGCUUGUUUGAUUGGCUUUACUCCGCUCCUGGGAUGGAACAGAAGGGAUGAGCUCCCCUCCGCCAACUCCACCAUCAACUGCACAUUUGUGACAGUCAUGUCCAUGCAGUACAUGGUGUACUUCAACUUUUUCGUGUGGAUUCUGAUGCCCCUGCUUCUCAUGAUCAUCCUGUACAUGCUGGUCUUCUACAACAUUAAGAAGCACCUGCGGCAGAAGGAGUCCCAGACCUUCUACAUGAAGGAGCAGAAGCUAGCCAAGUCGCUGGCUCUCGUUCUGGCUCUGUUCGCCAUCAGCUGGCUCCCCUUGCACAUCAUGAACUGCGUGACCCUCUUCGGCCGUAUUAAUGAACAUUACUCCUGGCUCAUACACACGGGGAUCCUCCUGUCUCACGCCAACUCCGCUGUCAACCCUAUCGUGUACGCGUUCAAGAUCCGAAAGCUCCGCAAGGCCUACCUACUGAUCUGGAAUAGGGUUGCCUUCUGCCGGGCUGGGGAGAUUUCCCAAACCGACCUCACAGCCGACGCGAUCGAUGGCAGCAACCCGAACAGCACCAUCUCCAUGGACAAUAGGAAGAUCCACCUGCAAGGUGACCUUAGUAUCAAUUUUAAGACUGUCGGCAAACCACCAGCGGAGUCCCUCCCGUAUUGAGUCAUUUAGGUGCUUUCCACCGAAGUGGGCCACCUCAACCAGGAACUAUUAUGUAUAACUUUCUCACCGCACAACAGGAACUGCUGAAUUAGCAUGGGAGACACAAAAAGUUCAUAGGUCAUACAUCAUUUCAUAAUUUCAUAAGAAACUACAUAGCCAUCCCAAAACAAUGGACAAUUUUGUUUAUAAAUCAUUAUUAAAUCUGGCCAGCAGACCUGUCUUAUAUAAAAGUGGCUGUCAAUCAAAAAUUUGUCAAUCAAAUUUUCUGAUGCAGAAAUAUGAAUAAACAAACAAAAUAGGUAUGCAUUAACUUCCAAGUGCCGGUGCUUGCAGUCAACGAAUCAGCAUAGUUUAUCACUAUAAGCUCCUCCCCGGUAGUUCUUGGUCGAGCAUAAAGUACAUACUCCAAAGCAGGGACUUAAAAGAGGUUCUGGAACUGCCUCUGAGGAAUUACAAUCGGGCCGAGCUCCUGCGGCAUGAACACCACAAAAGUUCCUCUUGACUGAAAAAGGUUCCAGGGGUGGGAAAGCGCCUAUAACCAACAUCAAAGAUGGCUUUCCAAGUGAAAAGGAACUGGGUGAUCAUCUGAAAGUGAAACCCUCCACACCUGCAUUUUCAAUGGGUUUCUUUACCUUUGAAUGGAAAACAGGAUAUGACUGGUUUUUGGCAAGAGAUGUAUUCAACUUCCCAUUUUAUUAGAGGUAAUUCAGUUCCUGUAGUGAAAUCCCCGUCCCAGAACUGCUAACAAUGAAAAGUCUGUAAAGUAGCCCUCUCACAGCUUUCUCAUUCGGCGCAUAGGUUCAGAUGCCUAAGAGUGAACAGUCAGCUCAUUCCCCAUCUCAGCGCCUUAUUUUGUGCCAUUCUCACUCUGGAGAAACCAUUUCUGGAUUCCCUACCAUACCAAACAGUCAGCUAUCUGGAACAGACUGAAGUGCCAGAGAUUAUUUUUGCUUCAACAUAUUAUAUUUUAAUAUUGUUUUUCUUAUAUAUAUAUAUAUAUAUAUAUAUAUAUAGGGGGGGCGGCAUGGUGGUGCAGUGGUUAGCACUGUUGCCUCACACCUCUGGGACCCGGGUUUGAGUCUCCGCCUGGGUCACAUGUGUGCAGAGUUUGCAUGUUCUCCCCAUGUCGUCGUGGGGUUUCCUCCGGGUACUCCGGCUUCCCCCCACAGUCCAAAAAAAAACAUGCUAAGGCUAAUUGGAGUUGCUAAAUUGCCCGUAGGUGUAUAUGUGUGAGUCAAUGGUGUUUGAGUGUGCCAUGCGAUGGGCUGGCCCCCCAUCCUGGGUUGUUCCCUGCCUCGUGCUCCCCGCGACCCAGUAGGAUAAGCGGUUUGGAAAAUGGAUGGAUGGAUGUAUAUAUGGUGCAGUGGUUAGCACUGUUGCCUCACACCUCUGGGACCAGCGUUCGAGUCAGAUUAAAUGUUAAACAUUUCAUGUUAGAUUAAAGUACACAUUUUUUGUGAAUAUAAUGCAUAAUUAAAAUUUCAUUUU
Messenger RNA from Brienomyrus brachyistius, 2737 nucleotides. Its product is annotated as adenosine receptor A1-like. Gene Ontology annotation, biological process: G protein-coupled adenosine receptor signaling pathway. Lineage: Eukaryota; Metazoa; Chordata; Actinopteri; Osteoglossiformes; Mormyridae. Gene Ontology annotation, molecular function: G protein-coupled adenosine receptor activity. Bases 221 to 1249 code for a protein of 342 amino acids. The record is from RefSeq and is a predicted model, not a curated record. The transcript has 3 exons. Gene Ontology annotation, cellular component: membrane; dendrite; synapse.